AUGGGUGCCCAACCUAAACGGCUGCGUCAACUUCAACAGCAAAUUUCACCGCGGAAACGCAUCCAAUCUGCUAAAAUUGACGCAUGUGUCUUCAAGCCACUACUGAUGAAAUAUACAGAGUCUGACAUUCACAGCGCCCUUGAGGCAAUCGCCAAUGGCGGAUCCGCCAAGAAGGCUGCUCGCGAUUGGGGCGUCCGAGGGCAACUCUUUACAAUCGCAUGCAUGGUCACGAAUGCAGAAAGGAUGCAUUUUCUGCUCUUCAGAGGCUUUCAGACACAGGAAAAGCAACUUACCGAAUGGAUUCUCAUUCAGGACGCCUUGGCCUUCCUCCCACUCACUCGCAGAUCAGGCAGUUCGCGCAGCGCAUGCUCGCCGUCAAAGGAGACCACACCGCUCGGAAAACACUGGAUGCAAGCAUUUUUAAGACGAAAUCCUGCAGUUCGGACCCAGAAGUGCCAUCACAGAGACUCUGCGCGUGUCAACGGCGCUUCUACCGAGGUAAUUCGGCCUUGGUUCAACAAUUUCUUCCUUCCCGAGAUUCUGGCUAUUAAGCCGGAGAACAGGUACAACAUGGAUGAAGCAGGCAUCAUGGAAGGACUUGGGGAGAAUGGCCUGGUCGUUGGCAGUGCUGAAAAACGAUCUGUACAAAAGAAGACGCCUGGUUCUCGGGUCUGGACGUCGUUCAUCGAGUGCGUGUCCGCUGCCGGCACCUUCCUCCUCCACCCGUCAUUUUCAAGGGCAAAUCGGUCCAGCAACAGUGGUUCCAGAAGAUCUCAGUACUUUUAG
Hirsutella rhossiliensis is the source of this 786-nucleotide messenger RNA. RefSeq names its product transposase. The record is from RefSeq and is a predicted model, not a curated record. The transcript has a single exon. Bases 1 to 786 code for a protein of 261 amino acids. Lineage: Eukaryota; Fungi; Ascomycota; Sordariomycetes; Hypocreales; Ophiocordycipitaceae.